UAUUUUGGGUGGGGCCUCAGACCUUAACCAUUGAGCCUUAUAUCCCCAUUCGUAUUUUCCUUCUUCUCUUGCUUCCGUGACUUGAGAAAAAACAAAUUAGGGUCUUCAACGUUUCAUCCAGACAUGGGAGGAGGCAAUGCACAAAAGUCAAAGAUGGCUCGUGAGAAGAACCUCGAGAAGCAAAAGGCCGCAGGAAAGGGAAGCCAGUUGGAAUCAAACAAGAAAGCAAUGACGAUUCAGUGCAAGGUGUGCAUGCAAACAUUUAUGUGCACCACAUCGGAAGUGAAGUGUAGGGAGCAUGCUGAAGCAAAACACCCUAAAUUUGAUGUUGAUGCUUGUUUUCCUCAUCUGAAGAAGUGAACAAUAUUGGGGAGCACAAAUGGGAGAAAACUUGAUAUCAUUGUGGCCUCUUCCUAAACCUAUUCAAAGAGAAAUUCCUCAUUUUCUAUUUAUAUCAAAUGUGUCUCUCUGUGUUUGUGCCUUGGGAAUUAGGAGGGACAAGGAGAGUAGGGCGUUUUUAUUAUGAUUUCCCUUAAUGACAGGGCAAAAAACUGUGUGAUGCUUUCUCUUUCUUUUCUGUCCAAAUGUAACUGUCUAAUGAUUGGUCGUGUUAAUAUUAAAGUGUGUUACAGAAACUUAAAUUCUACUCUUAUCAUGGGAAUUAUUUGACUAUC
Molecule: messenger RNA, 674 nt
Organism: Cajanus cajan (pigeon pea)
Lineage: Eukaryota; Viridiplantae; Streptophyta; Magnoliopsida; Fabales; Fabaceae
Source: RefSeq, a predicted model, not a curated record